UGCAGCGCUACCAUGGAAUCAGUGGAGUGAGGAAUGCGGCCCAGCCACUGCAGUGUGGGGCUGGCAGGUGACCGCAAACAGGGAACACGGCACACGAGGCUGGAGACAGGGCUGGCCAUGCCCCGGCUCAGCUCAGCCCUGCUCUGCACGUUCACGGGAAGGAGGAGGAGCAGCAGUGGCCACCGCUGCCGCUGGACGAAGGCGUGGGCGAUGAGAGCUGCGCUGCACGUCCAUAGGCACAGGCUGUCCCGCAUCACCUCCUGUCUCUACCUCAGCGACGGCGUGGCUGCGGGCAGCGUGCAGCUCCUGGCUGCCUACGAGAUCACCACCGUCAUCAACGUCUCCCUUGAGGUGGCCAACGUGCUCCACCCCGGCAUUCAGUACCUACACAUCCCGGUGGCCGACACCCCCACCGCCCGCAUCUCGGCCUGCUUCAACUCUGUUGCCGACUUGAUCCGCAGCGUGGGUGAGCGCGGGGGCCGCACGCUGCUGCACUGUGCAGCUGGGGUGAGCCGCUCGGCCACCCUCUGCAUAGCCUACCUGAUGAAGCACCACGGCAUGUCGCUGGCCAGAGCCCAUGCCUGGGUCCAGUCGUGCCGACCCAUCAUCCGGCCCAACAACGGCUUCUGGCGGCAGCUCAUCCGCUACGAGUAUGUGCUCUUCGGCAUCAACACCGUCCACAUGGUCCACUCGCCCUUUGGGAUGAUACCCGACAUUUACGAAAGGGAAGCGAGGAUGGUGAUGUUCUGAGUGUGGCCCAGCUGGGAACCAAGGGAAGCAGAAGGUGGAGCUGCAGUAGAGCUCUGAAAUAAACUCUCGUUGUCUGACA
Messenger RNA from Numida meleagris (helmeted guineafowl), 829 nucleotides. It is a transcript of the gene DUSP18, whose product is annotated as dual specificity phosphatase 18. The transcript is spliced from 2 exons. The coding region runs from base 34 to 750 and encodes 238 amino acids. The record is from RefSeq and is a predicted model, not a curated record. Lineage: Eukaryota; Metazoa; Chordata; Aves; Galliformes; Numididae. Gene Ontology annotation, biological process: protein dephosphorylation. Gene Ontology annotation, molecular function: MAP kinase tyrosine/serine/threonine phosphatase activity.